UGCAGUCUGCUUACCCUGCAUGCCAGGAAACAGCAGAGAUGAAGGAGCUAUGGAUUAUGGCUGUCUUUGCUACAGUCUCUUUGCCACACAGGGAUCUCACCACAUGCUCUGCCAUUCCAACCACCAUUGACAUAACUUCUCCAAAUACUACUUCCCCUUUAACCCCUCCAACUGCUGCUAGCCCUUUAACCCCUGAACCUUCAGCUAGUGCCCCUUCAACUACUGACACUCCAACGACUAACACUCCAACUAAUGACACCCUAACUACCAACACUCUAACUGACGGUCAAAUUACAGGCACUACAACUACUGACAUGCCAACUACAGACACUCCAACCACCGACACUCCAACUACUGACAUUCCAACUGACGGUCCAACUACCGACACUCCAACUACUUACACUCCAACUACCAACACUCCAACUGGCGGUCCAACUACCGACACUCCAACUACUGACAUGCCAACUACCGACACUGCAACUACCGACACUGCAACUACCGACACUCCAACUACCAACACUCCAACUACCGACAUUCCAACUACCGACACCCCAACUACCGACACUCCAACUACUGAAUACCCUGCAGCUACUACUGGUCCUCCAACUACUGGUUACCUAAAUACUACUGGUCCUCCAACUACUGGUUACCUAAAUACUACUGGUCCUCCAACUACUGGUUACCUAAAUACUACUGGUCCUCCAACUACUGGUUACCUAUAUACUACAGGUCCUCCAACUACUGGUUACCUAAAUACUACUGGUCCUCCAACUACUGGUUACCUAAAUACUACUGGUCCUCCAACUACUGGUUACCUAAAUACUACUGGUCCUCCAACUACUGGUUACCUAAAUACUACUGGUCCUCCAACUACUGGUUACCUAAAUACUACUGGUCCUCCAACUACUGGUUACCUAAAUACUACUGGUCCUCCAACUACUGGUUACCUAUAUACUACUGGUCCUCCAACUACUGGUUACCUAAAUACUACUGGUCCUCCAACUACUGGUUACCUAAAUACUACUGGUCCUCCAACUACUGGUUACCUAAAUACUACUGGUCCUCCAACUACUGGUUACCUAAAUACUACUGGUCCUCCAACUACUGGUUACCUAAAUACUACUGGUCCUCCAACUACUGGUUACCUAAAUACUACUGGUCCUCCAACUACUGGUUACCCUACCGCUAUCCCUAUCACCAGUACCACUCUCCCCACCACCUCUACCUCUACCCCCACCUCUACCCCCACCACCUCUCCCACCACAACCCCUCCUCUGAUCUGUAUCAACGGUGGUGAACUGCAGAAUGGAGUCUGUAUCUGUCCUGAUGAGUGGACCGGAGAGACUUGUUCAAAGGGGAAUUUCUGCAAUUCCACCAUCAAGGAUGGGUUCUCCUUCCCAAGAACAACGGUUGGCUGGUCUGCUUAUUCAGAACAAUUGUGUGGUGAGGAGACAACCAGUGCCGGUUUACCAGAAGCCUCAGCAAGAUGUUUGAAUGACACUGGAUCUCCGAUGUUUGGUACUCCUCACAAGCUGCAGUGUGAAUUGACCCUCAGUGGCAUUCAAGGAAAUAUCUCCAGCAGUUCAGGUGAUUUAGCACAGCUAGCCUUCAGUACUCAGAUCCUGACCUCCCAACCAGAGCGGCUAUCAGCUGACAACAUCACCACAGCAGCUCAGAUAGCUAACACUCUGCUUCAGUCUGUAAAUAUCACAGAGGACAUCGCAGUGGCAGCUGUAACUACCAUCAGUCAGCUGCUGAAUGCCAGUGGGGAGACUACACAGGAGAGUGAUGCUGUCCAGAGCCUCACGGAGACCCUGGAGAAGUUUUCCCUGGACCAGCACAGUAACGUGUCCUUGGUGGUUCAGCCCAACCUGGCAGUCCAGUCUGUCCAAGUACCAAGUGACACAGUAGGGAUCCAGUUUAGUGCUCUGACUGGAAGAUCUGGUAAUUUUGUGGCCAACAGAAUUCAUCUCAACACCAAUACCUCUGAACUGAUAGCUGACAAAGGAGGUGCUACCGAUGUCCAGAUUGUCAUAAAAUUCUCACCAGUUUUACGUAGUAAAAACACAAACAACUCCCUUGGUUUUGUGCUCUACCAAAACGACCGGUUCUUCAGGUCCAGGACUUUCAGAGCUUCUUCAGGAACCAGCAGAAGGGUCAUCUCUGCUAACCUGGGACAAGUGUCUGGGUUACAUGUUGAGAUGCUCUUCAAGCCUACAGCUGUCCCCAACGCCUCCCUCUAUGACUUUGCCUGCGUGUGGUGGAACUACACGUUGAAAGACUGGAGCACCUCUGGCUGCUCCAAAGUCAACCACUCAGAAGAUGGCCUGCGAUGUUUCUGUAAUCACACCACUAACUUCGCUGUGCUUAUGUCGUUUAGGAAGGAUUUUAAAUAUGCUCAAGUGCUAAACUGGAUCACCAUAUUGGGAUGCUCCAUGUCCAUCAUAGGGUUGAGUUUAACAAUAACAUUCCAGAUCGCAACCAGGAAAUCACGCAAAACCAACCCAACUGUCCUCUUAGUGAGCGUCUGCGUGUGUCUCCUGAUCUUCACCCUCCUCUUCGUGUUGGGAGUGGACAACCCUCAUAAACAGCUGGAGAAACCUGAAAUACAAGAGGCCAACAUUCUCCCCCCGUCCGACACACACACAGAGCGGGACAGAGGCCCCUGUACUGCAGUCGCAGUCCUGCUGCAGUACUUCCUGUUGGGGACGUUCACCUGGAACACGCUGUACGCCACACAUGUCUUCCUGAUGAUCAGAAACAGCCUGGCCACCAGCCCGUCACACUCCACAGCCUAUACCGUGGCCAUCGGAUGGGGACUGCCUGCGGUUGUGGUGGCCCUCACCUUAGGAAUUAGUUACAGAGUGGAUGAUCCACUGGGUUACAGGCAGGAGGAAUUUUGCUGGCUUGCUGCCCUUGAUCCAAAGGGGAACUUUGACUUCAAGCUGCCAAUGUUUUGGGGGUUCCUGAUCCCUGUGGCGUUCAUGCUUAUCUUCAACAUGGUGGUGUUGGUAUUUUUUGCAGUUACAACAGGCAAGACCAACCCACAUAUAACCAGUACAAGACACACAUCGAUGAAGAAGAAGUUCCUCAGUAGCUUUUCUCUGGCUGUGGUGCUCGGUCUCUCCUGGAUCCUGGGCUAUCUGUUGCUCAUUACACAGAACCAGACCAUGUACACCAUACUCAACAUCUCCUUCUGUGUACUCACCACCACUCAGGGCUUGCAGAUUUUCAUUCUGUUCACAGCAAGAACAGCAAUUGUCAAGAAAAUGAUGGCAGAUGCUUUGAAAUCUGUCUCUAGCGUUGGGAUCCCGCUGCACACCAAGAGGUUCAGUCUAUGGCGAGUCAAGCGCAGAGAAAAAGUAGAAUCAUACACACAGCUGGACACUAUUCCAUCAACCAAUUAACCCUUUAACUGGCACAGAUUAUUUUUUUUUUAUGCACAAUUAGUACUGAAAAUGUGUGAUUGAGGUUCAGUUUUGCUCACGUUCACAUCCUGGUUUUUAACCAUCUUUGAAUGUGUGUUUAAAAAGAUGGCAUGAUAAAAUAUGCAAAACAAAAUUCACAUUUAAUUUCAUUUUAAUUUGGUAGUCAACCGCUCAGUUGAGCUGCCUCUUAAAGGGUUGAUCUCCACCUUGUUACACACAGAUUGUAUAAAGCAUCUAAUUGAUUGGCUGUAAGUUCAAUCUCUGUUGUACAAUAUCUCAUAGACCUCCAUUAUUGCCUAUAAUAAUACACACACCAUUUAUAUGUAUCAAAAGAAAAUUUGGGCUAUGCACAUGUUUGUAAAUACAUUAUGUACAUAUGUUCUUUAUGAAAGUUGACUGUUUUUAAUAAAUGUGAUUA
Coregonus clupeaformis (lake whitefish) is the source of this 3846-nucleotide messenger RNA. Its product is annotated as adhesion G-protein coupled receptor G7-like. NCBI's taxonomy places the organism in Eukaryota, Metazoa, Chordata, Actinopteri, Salmoniformes, Salmonidae. Bases 39 to 3407 code for a protein of 1122 amino acids. The record is from RefSeq and is a predicted model, not a curated record. The transcript is spliced from 16 exons. Gene Ontology annotation, molecular function: G protein-coupled receptor activity. Gene Ontology annotation, cellular component: membrane. Gene Ontology annotation, biological process: G protein-coupled receptor signaling pathway; cell surface receptor signaling pathway.